ACAAACCCUACACAACUGGGCCCGAAGUGAAAAACGUUGCCCUUUAGCCUUUUAUUCACUCGCUUCCGCGACCAGUCACUUGCGAAACGUGGAUUGCAGUCGACUACAGCUAAGCGAAAUUAAAGGAAAGAAAGAAGAAAGUAGUUUCUUCACGCGUUAAGUUAAGCCGCCGUCGGCUGCCGGGACCGAUCAGAGUGAGUGUCCUCCGUACGCCUGGCUGAAGUCGUCUGCGUCCUAACGUGCACCCUACCGAACAGGAAAUCUGAAGACGCGAAGAGUUUGGAGCAACGAAGAGAGAGGGCGAGCGAUUGCGGUCAGAGCGAGUGAGAAGAGAAAAACGUCUUCCCGGCGCUGCUUCCGGAUUCCUUCGACGAAGCUCUGUCUUCCUCUCCUCGCUGAAGUUGCGGUGUCCGGUCGUCAUCGUCGUCGAAUCGUUUGACCUCAGACGGGAUUGUGUCCGCCCUUUUUUCUAUCCUCUGGACUGCAUUUAUAAGUCGAUCAUGGACCCCCAGAUCGAAGCCACGCUGAGGACAUGGGGAUUGGUACACUUGGGCCCCAAAUUUGAAGAUGAGAAGAUUGAGUGGGCCACAUUCUUAGAGCUGGAAGACGGUGACCUGAAACAGCUGUGCUCGAACUUGAACGAUUUGGUGAAGCUGCGUAAGCACCACAGAUUGAUGCGGCGUCAACCAGAGUUCUGGCAGGACGUUUUUGUUACCCCGCCUGCGGAAACUCAACCCUCCGAGAUGUUCACUGUCGCUGUCAACAGGAAUAGAUCGGGAAGUCCCAGUUCAGAAUCCAGAAACGUCGCAGUGACAAUGGAGACAGAAGAGAUGAAGAUUGAUGAAAAUGUCGCCAAGAUUGACAUGCAGAAGAAGGAAAAGUUGCAGGCUCGGAAAGACAAAAGGAAACAGAAGAAGAAGCAGUUCAGAGCUGAGCGCAGGAGGUGGCGUCGGCAGGCUAAAGAAAACGCCAAAGCUGCGGCUCAGGAUGACAAUUCAGCUUCCGGUUCCGUCGCUACUGGCGAGGCGUUGCCGCCUUCUCCGUCGGAGGGACCUGUCCCAGGCCCAGUCCCAACUGACGGCGCAUCGCCGCCUUCUCCCUCGCAGGAACCUGUGGCAGAAGAAAUGGCGGAGACGAAGACCGAUUGAGUGAAGUUCUUCAUAGUACCACAUGUCCGUCUAAAAGUCAAAUUAUUUUUUCGUUAAUUGAUAAUGAAGCUCACACGUUUCUCAUUACAUAUCAAGUUAUGUUAUGUAAAGAUCACAAUAUCGGUGUUUGUAAGUUAAUGCUUGCGUUGAAGUUUGCCACUUUUCAAGCAUUUUUUGGAUGGUUUGUGCAUACAUGUUAGGGAUGAAAGUACAUAUCGAGCAUUGCAACAGUUUCUUUUAUUGUUUUAAUUGUAUCAUGAUUCAAAUAUUCCAUCGAAGAAUUGUAAAUGGGAUGGGAAUAGAUUUUAUGUUUUUGAAAAGUUUUUUUUUCUUUUUGAAUUAUACUAAAGUGUUUUGACUGAACACUAGAAGCAAGUA
This is a messenger RNA of Thrips palmi, 1526 nucleotides long. RefSeq lists its product as uncharacterized. Bases 501 to 1148 code for a protein of 215 amino acids. NCBI's taxonomy places the organism in Eukaryota, Metazoa, Arthropoda, Insecta, Thysanoptera, Thripidae. The record is from RefSeq and is a predicted model, not a curated record. The transcript is spliced from 6 exons.